AUGCGUUAUCAACAUCCAUUGUCCGGAAUCAACGCAUUAACUACGUUCUUGUUGGAUUUUGGAAUGGAAGUAGUGAAGAGGACUGAAACAGCUAUAUGGUUCGGGGGUUAUGGCAUCGAUCAGGCUUCCAAGCUAGGUAACAGUCCUAUUGUCAAAUUAAAACAGGCGCCGGGUGGAGGCCACAUGACAACAGUUCAUGAUCCGGAGGGCUUCCCAGUAAACUUCAUUUAUGGCGCGUCUCCUAGAGCACAGCCGAAAAAACAGCCGUUAGAAGCCCUUCAAAUUAAUGAUGAAUUCUCAAAACCGAGGAAAGGUGCCUUCCAGCGGUUUAAGCCUGGACCCGCGGCUAUUCAUAAACUCGGCCAUUUUGGUCUUACGAUCCAUGAUUUCGAACUUCAAUUUAAAUGGUACACAAAUCACUUCAACCUUGUUCCCUCAGACAUAUUGUAUGCACAAAACGACCCUAGACAGAAGUUUGAUGUGGCAGCUUUUCUCCAUAUCGACAGAGGGAAAGAAUACGUUGACCAUCACUCCUUUUUUCUCUCAGUUGCCGCGACUCAACAUGUUCACCACUCCUCAUUCGAAGUCCAUGAUUAUGAUAGCCAGAAUAUGGGGCACUAUUGGCUGAAAGAAAAAGGUCAUAAGCCUGUAUGGGGUCUAGGCAGACACAGAUUGGGUAGCCAGAUCUUUGAUUACUGGUGGGAUCCUAAUGGAUUUAUGGUAGAGCAUUAUAUAGAUGGUGAUCUCGUUAAUGAGAAUACACCGACGGGAAGGCAGCCAGCUGGUGAUGAAAGCUUAGCAGUGUGGAGUGAGCCUGUACCUGCAACAUUUUUAGACUGA
Messenger RNA from Orbilia oligospora ATCC 24927, 840 nucleotides. RefSeq lists its product as uncharacterized. The record is from RefSeq and is a predicted model, not a curated record. Bases 1 to 840 code for a protein of 279 amino acids. The transcript is spliced from 5 exons. Gene Ontology annotation, cellular component: mitochondrion. Gene Ontology annotation, biological process: L-methylmalonyl-CoA metabolic process. Gene Ontology annotation, molecular function: methylmalonyl-CoA epimerase activity. NCBI's taxonomy places the organism in Eukaryota, Fungi, Ascomycota, Orbiliomycetes, Orbiliales, Orbiliaceae.